Messenger RNA from Neolamprologus brichardi, 585 nucleotides. Its product is annotated as heterogeneous nuclear ribonucleoprotein A2 homolog 1. Lineage: Eukaryota; Metazoa; Chordata; Actinopteri; Cichliformes; Cichlidae. Gene Ontology annotation, molecular function: mRNA 3'-UTR binding. Gene Ontology annotation, cellular component: catalytic step 2 spliceosome. The record is from RefSeq and is a predicted model, not a curated record. Gene Ontology annotation, biological process: mRNA splicing, via spliceosome.
AUGAAGACAGCGCCCAACAAAAGGCCAUACAUCUGUAUUCCGAAAAAACUCAUUAAUCUUUUGGCCGAGCAAUAUGAGCUUGAUCAUGGACUGCUUGUAGAAGAUCUGAAUCCCUACGUAAAUGAAGGAUAUAUACAAGCUUACUUCCGUGAAUGGGGCACCGUCAAAUCAUGCAAAAUUAGGAAGAAUCCCAACUCUGGGAAACAAAAAUCGGUGGCCUUUGUGACGUUUUCUUGCGAGGAAGAAGCAGACAUGGCAGACUGGGUCGGUCCUCACAAUAUUGGUGGAACAGAAGUUAAAAUGAGGCGCUUUGUUACUUUCAAGGGUGAGGAGGAUUCAGAGCAAGGGGUUGAUGGAGCCACAGUUAAACCUCGACCACGGCCUUCAAUGGGUCUUGGCUACCUACUCGAAGAUGCUCAGUGGUUAGACGAAGAUGAAUGAAUAAACAAAGCUUUGAUCCAAAGUUGACCAGCUUGAGGGCAUUGGUUGUUAUGUCAGUACCAUGAUUGUUGACUUUAUGGUAACAAGACAAAAUUGUGAAGUUGUAAGAAAAUAGUAGUUAUUGUUGGUUUUCUUUGCUCAGGA